AUGCGUUCUUUCACCUUCGCGAGUCUUGCCCUGGCUUUUGGCCAAGUGCAUUGCCACAUCAACCCGCUGGUCAUUCCAAAGCCAAAUGAUCAUAGCAGUCCUGUGCCGAGGGACCUUCAGGCGUUUUCUAUUGAAUUUGCCUUUUUCCCCGAUUAUGCUGGAAAUCAUUCGCAUCCCAACCAAUUCUCCAAAACCUUGCUCGGUAAUUUCCAAAGCAUCACCGGGGCGCUUCCGAAAGUGAGAGUUGGUGGGACUACUCAGGAUAAAGCAAACUACUUUCCCGACCAAGAAAAAGGCAUCCAGCUCAUCUUUGAGAAACCAACGGACGACCAGCCAGUCCAAAUUGACUACGGCCCAGCAUUCUUUGACUUGCGGAAGCAGCCGUUGAGGCAUGCCAAUCCAUCGGCCCCCCAGUUAGCGCUAUUUGAGCUCGGCAACGAGUGGAACUUUGCGUCCAAGAACUAUCGACCUGGGAAUUACUCGGAGCUGGAUUAUGUUGAGGAAUGGAACCAGAAGUCUUCCUUUGUUAAGGCUGCGGUCCAUAAAGCUUGUCCUGGGCCGUUCCCAGGAUUCAUGGCGCCUAGCUUUGUCUUGCUAAGUGAGACUGAUUCCAGCGGAUGGACGGCAGAGGAACUGUACAGCCUUGGAUAUGACCCUCAUAGCUUGACACGAGAGCUUUCGUUCCACAACUAUAUGGGUGUUAACGAGCCGCCCAAUCCUCCUGCGGCAUUGCAGCUUCAAGAAAUUCUGAUGAACCACACCAAUAUUGUCAGCAAUCUAGCCUCACAAGUUGAACGAUCCAAUAAGCUCGCUUUUCUCGGCCUUCCCUAUACUCUGGGAGAAUUGAACUCGAUAGCUAACCAGGGCAUUGACGGUGUCACUAACGUCUUCGGUGACGCAUUAUGGCUCGUCGACUUCUCUCUCUGGUCUGCAGCGCAUAACAUCAAACGCCUCCACUUUCACCAAGGACUGAACUACCGCUACGCCUCGUGGCAACCGAUUGAGAGUGAAAGCGAGCCCCCAACGACCCGGCCUCCCUACUACGGCCAAAUCAUGGUUGCGAGCGCUAUUGGCCACUCGGAAGAUGCUCACGUCGUGAACAUCCCUCUUUCAGAGGACACAGAAGCGGCCUACGCGAUUUACAACGGGAACAAAUUAAGCAAAAUCGUUGCAAUCAACAUGCAGGCCCACAAUGCGACCACCACAGGGACUCGCCCCAGUCGGGAGUACACGUUCAAUGUUGCGGGUAAAUCUCAUGCUAAGGUUGAAAGAUUGAUUGCCCCUGGCAGUGAUUCGUUGGAAGGUGUGACGUUUGGAGGUGUCUCUUAUGAUUAUUCGCUGAGGAAGGGCAUGCCUGUUGUCAUUGAUCAGAAGGAAGAGAUCUUGCGAGUUGAGUCGGGGGUGUUGAGUGUCAAUGUGCCUGACUCUUCAGCUGUCCUUGUAUCGUUCUAUUGA
Penicillium maclennaniae is the source of this 1455-nucleotide messenger RNA. RefSeq names its product glycosyl hydrolase family 79 C-terminal domain-containing protein. The transcript is spliced from 6 exons. The record is from RefSeq and is a predicted model, not a curated record. Bases 1 to 1455 code for a protein of 484 amino acids. Lineage: Eukaryota; Fungi; Ascomycota; Eurotiomycetes; Eurotiales; Aspergillaceae.